Molecule: messenger RNA, 1123 nt
Organism: Cryptomeria japonica (Japanese cedar)
Lineage: Eukaryota; Viridiplantae; Streptophyta; Pinopsida; Cupressales; Cupressaceae
Exons: 3
Coding region: 52-1059 (335 amino acids)
Biological process (GO): trichome morphogenesis; response to gibberellin; trichome differentiation
Molecular function (GO): DNA-binding transcription factor activity
Source: RefSeq, a predicted model, not a curated record
UGAAGUGAGCGUUACUAGUGCUAAGAGUAGCAGUGAAGUUUGAAGACAAAGAUGUACGGAGACUUGGAUUUAAAUGAUACGGAUAAAGAUCAUUCAGAUAGGAAGAGUUCAGCUAAAAGAUUUCGUUGUAGAUUUUGUAACAGAAGCUUUUCUAAAUCACAGGCUCUUGGAGGCCAUAUGAAUGGCCAUCGUCAAGAAAGAGAUGAUGAGAAGUAUAGUAAGGCAAAGGUUCUUAUGGAACAGAAAUAUGGAAGCAGUCUUCUCAAUAUGAGGAUGCCAGGACAAAGCAUACAAAGCAACAACUAUGUAGCACCACAAAGUUAUUCAGCAAUCCCAGGAGGAGUGCAGGCACAUUCUGAAUUAUUUAGUCCAUCUCAGGUUCAAAUUGGCUGUUCAACUUCAAUCCCAACAUAUUCAAACCAGAAUGUAGGUGGAGGAAUUUCAAGAGUUGGACCAUCUUUGAACCAGAAAGGGCAACAACAAAAGCAACAGCAAGUGUUUGAUCAAAAGGUAGCAGGUCAAUACAGAAACUCUCCUCCUAUUCCAUCUCACCCUAAUUGUCAUAGUCCAUCUCAGAAUCAAAUUGGCCCUUCAACUUCAGUCCCAACAUAUUCAAACCAGAAUUUAGGUGGAGGAAUUUCAAGAGUUGGACCAUCUUUGAACCAGAAAGUGCAACUGCAACAGCAACAGCAACAGCAAGUGUUUGAUCAAAAGUUAGCAGAUCAAUACAGAAACUCUCAUUCAAUUCCAUCGUACCUUAACUGUCAAAUAAGAGGAGGAGCAUCUCACCCAUAUCUUCCUUACCAAACUUCCAUGGACAACAAUCUACAAAUAGGAGGAGAACCUCUUCUUAACAAUUUAGGAGCAAGAGGAGCUUCUCUUCCCAUAAACAGCAAUUUACAGAUAAAAGAGCCCUCUUUACCAACUUUACAAGGAAGAGAUCCAAAUUUUGUUGUGAAUGGACAAGCAGCACCACAGCCAUCUGAGCAACAGCAACAGUUUUUCAAUGUGCUUCCUUCUCCUCUUUCUUCAUGGAAAGUUGAAAAUCCAUCUUUGUAAACAAAUAGGUGUUUCUUUUUCUGUCAAACAUUCUUUAUGUUAGAACUUCUAGAGUUAUUAUUGU